Messenger RNA from Euleptes europaea (tarantolino), 4105 nucleotides. It is a transcript of the gene LTBP3, whose product is annotated as latent transforming growth factor beta binding protein 3. Bases 141 to 3770 code for a protein of 1209 amino acids. The record is from RefSeq and is a predicted model, not a curated record. Gene Ontology annotation, molecular function: calcium ion binding. The transcript has 28 exons. Lineage: Eukaryota; Metazoa; Chordata; Lepidosauria; Squamata; Sphaerodactylidae.
CGGGCGGCGGCGGCGCCUCGGGGCCCUCGGAGCGGACGGCGCUGGCGCGGGAGCGCUUCAAGGUGGUCUUCGCCCCGCUCAUCUGCAAGCGGACGUGCCUGAAGGGCCAGUGCCGCGACAGCUGCAAGCCCGGCUCCAACAUGACCCUCAUCGGCGAGAACGGCCACUCCAUGGACACCCUCACCGGCUCCGGCUUCCGCGUGGUGGUUUGCCCUCUGCCCUGCAUGAACGGUGGGCAGUGUACAUCUGGGAAUCACUGCCUCUGCCCACCAGAAUUCACAGGUCGCUUCUGCCAGGUGCCAGCAGGUCGGCAGAGCCAAGGGCAGCAGGCCCGGGUCUCCAGCGAAGGCCUCCCCAUGGAGACGGGAUCCAGCAAGCACGCCAUCUAUGCGGUCCAGCUUAUCUCUGACAGCCACGGCGACUCGCCUUCAGGGCCCGGCUCAAAGGGGACCGUGAGCCAUUCCACCUUCAUGGUUCCUUUGGGACCCAGCCAACAUUCCUCAGAAGUUCAGGUGCACCAACCCCUGGUCAACGUCCGUGUGCAUCACCCCCCCGAAGCCUCCGUGCAAGUCCAUCGGAUCGACAGCCUCAGCUUGGAGAACGGUGGGCCGGGCAGCCAGCAGCACCUGAUCCAGCACCCGGUGGCCCCCAAGCCUGCGUAUAUCAGGCCUCCCACCCAGAAGCCUUUGGGGCGCUGCUUUCAGGAGACGAUGCCAAAACAGAUGUGCGGGAGCAACCCUCUUCCAGGGCUGACCAAGCAAGAAGACUGCUGUGGAAGCAUUGGCACCUCCUGGGGGCAGAACAAAUGCCACAAAUGCCCCCACCUGCAGUAUUUAGGAGUGCAGAAGACAGGUCAGAUCCGUGGGGAGGUGGGGAGUGACUGCCCGCAGGGGUACAAGCGACUGAACAGCAGCCACUGCCAAGACAUCAACGAGUGCACCAUGCAAGGAGUGUGCCAAGGGGGCGAAUGUUUGAAUACCCAAGGAAGCUUCCGCUGCGCAUGCAAGCCGGGACAGGUGUUGGGGCCUUCUCGCACCCAUUGUGUGCCAGAGAAAGGCGGGGAGAAGAGUUCGUGUUUCCGGCUGGUGAGCACCGAUCACCAGUGCCAGCACCCGCUGCCCACCAAGCUCACCCGCAUGACCUGCUGCUGCAGUGUGGGCAAGGCCUGGGGGACCCGCUGUGAGCGCUGCCCAGCUGAUGGGACUGCUGCUUUCAGAGAGAUCUGCCCUGCGGGAAAAGGCUACCACAUCCUGACUUCACACCAGAUUCUGACCAUCCAAGGAGAGAGCGAAUUCACACUCCAGAUUCACCCGGAGGGCACCACUGACUUGCAGCAGCAGCCCCGCAUAGAUCUUCCCACCUAUCCACCUGCCGGGAGUGACUCGCAGGAGCCAGUGGUAACUCUUGCUAUGUUACCAGCUUAUGUGACAACCACAGAGGAGCAGCGCGUGGAUCACAUCCCUGUCAACAUUCCCACCCUCGCCCCUCGUUACCCUGAGGUGAUUGCUAAGCCCACGAUGGCGGUGGUGGUGUACGAAGAGGAAGACAAGAACAGAAGCACCAUGGAUGUUGCUCCCACUCAGGUGACAGAAACUGACAUCUGCAAACUGAACCGCAACAUCUGUGGCCAUGGCGAAUGCAUCCCUGGAACCCCCGGCUACAUGUGCCACUGUUACUCAGGGUACCGCUGGCACCCUCAGCUCAGGCACUGCGUAGAUGUGAACGAGUGUGAGACGGAGCCGUGUGGCAGCGGGAAGGGGGUGUGCAUGAACACGGGGGGUUCCUACAACUGCCAUUGCAACUGGGGAUACCAGCUGAAGAUUCACAAGGGCGUGCGGUCCUGUAUGGAUAUCGAUGAAUGUGCCAAGCCCAAUGUCUGCGGGGACCGUGGCUCCUGCAUCAAUUUCCCAGGACAUUACACAUGCGAUUGCCAUCCGGGCUACCGGCUGAAGUCCUCCCGCCAGCCUCUCUGUGAAGAUAUCGAUGAGUGCCUUGACCCUGGGACAUGCCCUGACGGGAGAUGUGAAAACAGGCCUGGCAGUUACAAAUGCAUCCCCUGCCAGCCAGGGUUUCGUGGCCAAAAUGGAGUGUGUCAUGAUGUGGACGAGUGCGCCGAGGAGGCCCUCUGCAAGCACGGGUGGUGUGAGAAUGUGGCCGGUUCCUUCCGCUGUACCUGCGGGGAUGGAUUUGUUCCUGCGCCGGAUUCCCGCAGCUGUCUAGAUAUCAACGAGUGUGAAAAUGGGUCUCUGUGUGCCAAUGGGGUAUGUGUGAACACGCUGGGAUCUUUUAAGUGCCAGUGCCCGGUGGGUUUCCAGGCUGUGAAGGAAGGCCCGCGCUGUGAAGAUGUGAACGAGUGCGACUUCCCAGCCGCCUGUGUGGGGGGAGAGUGCGUGAACACCGUGGGCUCCUACCAGUGCCUGUGCCGGCCAGGCUACCAGUUGGAAAGCGGCAGGAAAUGCCAAGAUGUCGACGAAUGUGCCAAAGACCCCAACCUCUGCCAGCCUCACGGAGCCUGCGAGAACACCGAUGGCUCCUUUGCGUGUGUGUGCGACGAGGGAUUUGCUCCCUCAGAAGACCGACAGAGCUGCGAGGAGCUGCCCCACAACAAGAAGGAGUGCUACCUGAACUUUGAUGACACCGUCUUCUGCGACAGCGUCCUCGCCACAAACAUCACCCGCCAAGAAUGCUGUUGCUCGCUGGGGGCCGGAUGGGGGGACCACUGCGAAAUCUACCCUUGCCCUGUUCUUAGUUCUGUGGAAUUCCAUACUCUCUGCCCAGAUGGCAAAGGCUUCAUUCUGGAUGACACCACCCUCAACUACGGCAUCCCAGCGCACCGAGACAUAGACGAGUGUGCCCUGUUUGGGCAGGAAAUCUGCAAGGAAGGGAAGUGUGUCAACACGCAGCCGGGUUAUGAAUGCUACUGCAAGCAAGGCUUCUACUAUGAUGGCAACCUCUUGGAGUGUGUUGAUGUGGACGAGUGUUUGGAUGAGUCCAACUGCAUGAACGGGCGCUGUGAGAAUACCCGAGGGGGCUUCCGCUGUGCCUGCCCUGUCUCUACCAUCUAUGAUGCCACCCAGAAGAAGUGCAUUAGUGCCAGUGAAAUCGAUGUGGAUGAAUGCCAAGAUCCUGGGGUGUGCAAACUGGGGCGCUGCACCAACACCGUGGGGUCUUUCUCCUGCGACUGCCACCCUCCCUGGACUUUGGACCCCAGUGGCAAGGAAUGUCAACUCCCUGAAACACAGGCAGACAGGGUGACCGAUCGUCGUGAUGUCUGCUGGCAGCUCCGUGGUGAGGAUGGGAUGUGUUCGUCUCCAUUCAACGGUCACCAGCUCAGCUAUGAGGAAUGCUGCUGCCAGUAUGGGAAAGGCUGGGGCUACCAGUGCCACCCCUGCCCCCCACGUGGCCCAGGCCUGAACUGCCAGUCUACUCCAAGUGAGAGCAACUCUUUCUGGGACUUCAGCGCUUUGUUCAGCAAGGUGCAUAAAGAUGCCGACAGCUCAGAGGAGGACUCUGACGAAUGCCGCUGUGUGAAUGGCCGCUGUGUCCGCACCCAGCAGGGCCUGGACUGCGAGUGCCCCUUGGGCUUCCAGCUGGACAGCACCCGCACCCGCUGCCUGGAUAUCGACGAGUGCCGGGAGCUGAACCAGCGGGGUCUUCUGUGCAAGACGGAACGGUGCGUGAACACCAGCGGCUCUUAUCGCUGCACCUGCAAGUCCGGCUAUGUGCGCUCCCGAUCUCAUGGAAUCUGCAUCCCCCAGCGUCAGCGGUAGCCUGGGGCACCUGCCCCGGGCAACCUCCCUGAACUGGGCCUGGCCACGGUGGGCUUCCUCUGAUUGACCACAGCUGGAAACAGAACACUGGGCUAGAUCAACCUUUUGGUCUGAUCCAGCAAGGCAUUUCUCAAGUUCUUAAGGACUAAUAUUUUGUACCGGCUAUGAUGAAGGGGCAUUUGAUGACGAUGUUGUUAUAGACUCUCCCACCUAUCCCCAUUUUGACUCCCUAACCUGCUGGAUAUUUAUCAUUAGGGUUAAAAACUGCAUUUGGUUUGCACUUGUUUUUGUAGGGUCCAGAAAUAAAGCUCCUUUUUGUACAUAAGAGAUGUGGG